Heterocephalus glaber (naked mole-rat) is the source of this 2736-nucleotide messenger RNA. It is a transcript of the gene Brs3, whose product is annotated as bombesin receptor subtype 3. Gene Ontology annotation, cellular component: plasma membrane. Gene Ontology annotation, biological process: bombesin receptor signaling pathway. Gene Ontology annotation, molecular function: bombesin receptor activity. The record is from RefSeq and is a predicted model, not a curated record. Lineage: Eukaryota; Metazoa; Chordata; Mammalia; Rodentia; Bathyergidae.
UAGCCAAGCAUGCUGGGAGACACAGAGCAACUGAAGCACAGGAGCAUGUGGAUGUCUUAGAUUUUCUUUGCAGUCUGUGCUGCUCUCCUCUCCUAACACCACCCCACUACUAGACGUAGGCAUUAGACGUGACAAUCAGCCACAUUUGAACAGAAGAAAAUACUGAAGACACAUUCUCCAGGAGAAUGUCUCAAAGGCAGCCUCAAUCACCUAAUCAGACUUCAAUUACAAAUGACACAGAAUCAUCAAGCUCUGUCAUUUCCAAUGAUACCACAAAUAAAGGGUGGACCGGAGACAACUCUCCAGGAAUAGAAGCACUGUGUGCCAUCUACAUCACUUAUGCUGUGAUCAUUUCAGUGGGCAUCCUCGGAAAUGCUAUUCUCAUCAAAGUCUUUUUCAAGACAAAAUCCAUGCAAACUGUUCCAAAUAUUUUCAUCACUAGCCUGGCUUUUGGAGAUCUUUUACUUCUGCUGACUUGUGUGCCGGUGGAUGCAACCCACUACCUUGCAGAGGGAUGGCUGUUCGGGAGAAUCGGUUGUAAGGUGCUCUCUUUCAUCCGGCUCACUUCUGUUGGAGUGUCUGUGUUCACGCUAACGAUUCUCAGUGCUGACAGAUAUAAAGCAGUUGUGAAGCCACUUGAGCGACAGCCCUCCAAUGCCAUCCUGAAGACCUAUGCAAAAGCUGGCUGCGUCUGGAUCGUGUCCAUGAUAUUUGCUCUGCCAGAGGCUGUAUUUUCAAAUGUAUACACUUUACGAGAUUCCAACAAAAAUAGGACAUUUGAAUUGUGUGCCUCUUAUCCCAUCUCUGAGAAGCUCUUGCAGGAAAUACAUUCUCUGCUGAGCUUCUUAGUGUUCUACAUUAUUCCACUCUCGAUUAUUUCUGUCUAUUACUCUUUGAUUGCUAGGACUCUUUACAAAAGCACAUUGAACAUACCGACUGAGGAACAAAGCCACGCCCGCAAGCAGAUUGAAUCCCGGAAAAGAAUUGCCAAAACGGUGUUGGUGCUGGUGGCUCUGUUUGCUCUCUGCUGGUUGCCGAAUCACCUCCUGUAUCUCCACCACUCAUUCACUUCUGAAACCCAUGCAGACCCCUCUUCUGUACAUUUCAUUGUCACCAUUUUCUCUCGGAUUCUGGCUUUCAGUAAUUCUUGCGUAAAUCCCUUUGCACUCUACUGGCUGAGCAAAACCUUCCAGGAGCAUUUUAAAGCUCAGCUGUUCUGCUGCAAGGGAAAGCGGCCCGAGCCUCCUCUUGCUGCAACCCCUCUUAACAACCUGGCUGUGGUGGGAAGGGUCCCCGGCACUGGGAGUGCACACAUCUCUGAGAUUAGUGUGGCCUUGAUCACUGAGUGUGCUGUGAAGAACGAAGAGGACAGCGUCUAGCUUUCCCAUUAAAAACGGUGUUUUUCCUCCCAGUGUGUGUAUCUAGCUCUAAACUGUGCACAGGUGUGUGGUUGUUGUUUUCUUGUUUGUGGACUGUGUCAAAGUCUUAGGAGCUAAGGAUCCAUAUAAGUAACAGAUGAACCAUGAUUUCCUUCAAAGUACAGUGAUGCUAUGGGGCUUUCUAACUAAAUUGAAGCCCCCGAAGUAUAGGAAGACAUGUUUGUAUAUGCCAGUGAGCUCUAAGGGAGACUGAAGAGGAGGAAAGAAAUAAACAAGAUGAAACAUAAAAAUCUAAUUUAUUUCCAUCACAUCUCUCAUGCUUCUAACUGCUCAUAGACUCCUUUGUCAUUGGAGUGUGUUUGUGUUUCUUAUGUGGUGUGAAUCUAGGGAUUAUACUUUGUAUAGGAAAAGGAGAUCAAAAAGAUAAAACAUCUCUUACACAGUUCUCUUAAAGAAUAAGUGACUGCCCUUUCCCGUUAAUCUCUAUUCCAUUAUAACUAAAUCUGCAGUUUAAAUCAAAAUGUUUGGGAGCCGGUGAGGAUCAAGUAUUGAAUAAGGAUCUGGGGCAGGGUGAUUGCCUCACUGGGUCAACACUUCCCGACUUCAUGUAGUUCUGCCUAGAACUGCAUUGAUUAAGAACUGGGCAGAGCUACUUUGCACAGAUAUUGUUGAGAACCGCCUUACCCACAGGCAGAAUAAGUGGCCACAUUUAUGGUGUCAUUGAGGGCCCCACAGGGCCCCUGUGGGAAAAUCUGUACCUGCCAGCGUCUGAGAUUCGUUCUUUAAGGAAAGUCAUUUCUUUUGGUUAAGUAGUGCCCUCUUUCUGAAAACCUGCAGAAGUGCCACAUGAAAUCCUUACCACCUAGGUGUGCAAUCGUCAUCAGCUCAUCUUCCUGCUUGACUUUAGUAAAUAUGAUGGGCGCCUAAGUCCUGUAUGAGUGUGACCUAACUAACCUCUGUCCCUGGAAAUCAGAUGGAAGGCUCUGAUUUUCUGUCCUCUGCUCAUAUUGCUAACCCAAUAAGCUUGUUAAUAACUGUCAUAUUAAAAACUGUGUCAAUAGACUUGUCAGAUUUAGACUUGUGGUUUCAGAAAACAUAUUCUUGGAGCAAAUCAAAGCUUAUGUCUGGCACUAUAGAUAGUCAAAUUUGUAUUUUUAGAAACUUGGUAUGUGAAUGUGCUUUGACAGUUGUGAGCUUUCUUUAAAUGGCUUGUGUGGUUGUGAACUUUUGUUAAUGAUGUGGCUCAAAGGGGGGUAUAUAAUAUUAACACUAGACUUUAAAUCUGUAAAAUUGGUUUACUUAAAGUGGGGUGCUGGGAUUGUAUUAAUGUUGUUUUAAAGUAGGCAUUGUAAUAAGU